AACAUAAAGCUACAAGCGCUCUCACUCUCUCUCUCUCUCUCUCUCUAUCUCUAAAACCCUUGUAUUACUACAUACAUCGCCCCCAGACACUCUUGUAUCUCUCCCUGAGCAGGGCACACCGAAACUCUUCAGAAACUCCCAAAUCGGAAUAAUCAGAUCAAAUGGCUUUGCCAAACCAGCAGACGGUUGAUUACCCUAGCUUCAAGCUUGUGAUUGUUGGUGAUGGUGGAACUGGGAAAACAACUUUUGUGAAGAGGCAUCUCACUGGUGAAUUUGAAAAAAAAUAUGAACCAACCAUUGGUGUGGAAGUGCACCCAUUGGACUUUUUCACAAACUGUGGGAAAAUUCGAUUUUACUGCUGGGAUACUGCAGGGCAAGAGAAAUUUGGUGGCCUUCGAGAUGGUUACUACAUUCAUGGGCAAUGUGCAAUCAUCAUGUUUGAUGUUACUGCCCGAUUGACUUACAAAAAUGUUCCAACUUGGCACCGAGAUCUCUGCCGGGUUUGUGAAAAUAUACCCAUUGUACUUUGCGGAAAUAAGGUUGAUGUGAAGAACAGGCAGGUUAAGGCAAAGCAGGUUACGUUCCACAGGAAGAAAAAUCUGCAGUACUACGAGAUAUCUGCAAAAAGUAACUACAAUUUUGAGAAACCUUUCUUGUAUCUUGCCAGGAAGCUUGCUGGGGAUCCCAACCUCCAUUUUGUGGAGUCUCCUGCUCUCGCUCCUCCAGAAGUACACAUUGACAUGGCUGCACAGCAACAGCAUGAAGCUGAGCUUGCAGCAGCCGCUAGUCAGCCCCUCCCUGACGAUGACGAUGAUGCAUUUGAGUAGAGGGCUUGCUUAAAUGGUUGGGAGAGGCUUCUUGACUGCCUGAAUCAUUUAUGCUUCUUUUUACAUUGUUAUCCUAUUUCAACAAUAUAUUGAAGGGUUUUUCUUUUCAGAGUGUUAAGAUUUAGGUGCAUGUAUUGGUGGUCAUACACCCACCGUAGAAUUAAAACAAUUGUUGUUUGAGUUUCUGAUUGUGCUUUCAUGUGAGUAGAGAUUUUUAGGUUUAUAGAAUGUUUUUAUUCUAAAUCAUUUUGGUCGAAAUGGUAUUAUGGCGUUUUGUGGUU
Cornus florida is the source of this 1108-nucleotide messenger RNA. Its product is annotated as GTP-binding nuclear protein Ran-3. The record is from RefSeq and is a predicted model, not a curated record. The transcript has 8 exons. Gene Ontology annotation, molecular function: GTP binding; GTPase activity. Gene Ontology annotation, cellular component: cytoplasm; nucleus. Lineage: Eukaryota; Viridiplantae; Streptophyta; Magnoliopsida; Cornales; Cornaceae. Gene Ontology annotation, biological process: ribosomal subunit export from nucleus; protein import into nucleus. The coding region runs from base 162 to 827 and encodes 221 amino acids.